AAGGAUAAACAAAAGCCAUUGGUCACUUUCUUAUAACUAUCGAUACACAACGUCACUUCCUAGGGGGAGGGUCCAAACCUUCUUGGAAUAGUGACGUCACCGUUCGAAGGCAUCUUUGUUUAGGGAUCCACGGUACAGACGCAAGUUUCUCUUGUGAUGAUGAGCAUUCGCUGUCUUAAAACAUUUCUACAAAACCAAGAAAACUAGUGUAUACUUGGUUUAGUGAAAAAGUUGUGUGGAAAAUUUAUCUGAAAUUAUAUACGAUGUAUCGUCAGACCAUUCUGCAAAUUCUCCCGCUUUUUCGGAAUAACAGAGCAUGUUUUUCUCAUGUGCAACUUAAGGAGACCUUUCAGAAGACCUUAGAAGCUAUCAAGAAAGGCAACAGAGCCCAUAAAUUCUGUGGUAUUCUCAUAAAAGCUAAAGAAGUCACUCAAGAAACUGAUUGUUUUCACCCUCCUUCCGUAGAAGUUACCCUGAAUAAAGAUGAGUUAGAAGCUCAUUUAAUUAUCUGUGAGCUAAAAGAAAUCAUUCAUGAAGAUAAGCCUGAAUAUAUUCUAAUUGAUACGAUUUUGGAAGCACUUAAAAAUAGCUCUAAUGAAGCACGUCGGCAGCUUAUUUCACUUCUUUUUAGUAUCGAUACGGUUAACUUCUUGAAUCCCAAGAGCCAGAGUUCAAAAGAAUACUUAAAAUAUUUUAUAAGUGAGGUUGGAUGCUUUUUCAGAAAUGCAAAUACGAUAAAUCCUGAUAGGAUUUUAGAUACCCAAGGAGUUUUAAGAAUGGUUGAAACUAGAUUACUAAAUUAUUCAGAGUACGAUAGGAAUUAUAACUAUCUGCUUUCAAUAGUGAACUAUGUAAUUAUUGACGAACAUCAUCACUCCGACGAUCAUAAUAGAGAAAUCGAAGCUUUAAUGUCUGAUGCUGUUUCACUAAUUUCAACUAGGUUGUCACUACUGAACAGUGCCUCAAAAUCUAUUUUAGAGAAAUGUUUAUUGGCACGAAGAUCUUCACUUGCUAUUGACAGAGCUGAUUCUGAUUUGGAACAGUUUUAUUUGGAUAAGAUUAGUUAUUGCUACAGUAUUUUGGACGAGGUGCCUUUUUAUUAUAUGCCAAGAAAAGAGAGACUACUGCAGCACUUAAAAGACACCAAGAGUAGUAACAAUGCCUGGGAGUUUUUUGAAUUGCUUAGCUCCAUAAAUGAACUUAAUUCGGAUAAAAAAUCUUUAAAUAGUGAUUUAAUUAUGAAUCGGCUUAAAGACAUAAUUAAUUCUGAAAAACCUGAAUAUAGCAUCAAUAAAUUUAUCUUGAAGUCCCUAGAGAAUAGAACUCAUCACUUGAAAGAAGCAAGUGAGCUUAUAUCUCGAUUUCUUUUGGAUAUUGAUAAUUUUGACUGUGAAAAACAGAAUUCAGACGAAUAUUUAAUGCAUUUCAUACAAGAAUUCCAACGUCUUUUUAAUUUCUAUGCUCAUCCUCGUAGGAAAUUUUAUAGUUUUUGGAAAGCAAUUUCUAAUGCUUUAAAGAGUAUUGCAGUGUGCUGUACAGAAGACCUUCUAAUAGCAAUAGCCCAUAAAUACCAAUUGCAUUUCUUCGACGAAGAGAAGAAAAAAAUUGGAUUUUUGAUGGUAGAGGCUAUUACACCUAUUGAAAAAUUCUUAUAUCAUAGAAGCGGUGGUAGAACGUACAUGAAAAUAAAAAGUCUUUUCUUGUUUCAAAGAUCCUACCUUCAGUAUUUCAGAGAUUUUUUUGAUUCAUUUCCUGUUGAUGAAACUCCAUUAAAACGUUUUGAUAUGAACAGGAUAGAUUUGUGCAUCGAGGAAUUAGAUAGGAAUAUUGAUAUUAUGUGUGAAAGGGCUGAAACUUGGGCUUAUCUGGAAGAAUCGGAAGAUGAGGAUUAUUUCAGUUCCUGUGAUUACGCAGAACACGAUGACAUCAAAGAGGAUGGCGAAUCUAUGCCUGAAUCGCAUGUGUGGUGGGCUAAGUGUUCUCAAACCCUAAAUAAUAUAAGGAUUAAUGCAUUUCUUAAUCAACUUUGUUAUAAUUCUUGAGCUGUAAUAUGACAUUCUAAUAAAAAGAAAUUUUUGUAUGUAACAAUA
Parasteatoda tepidariorum (common house spider) is the source of this 2090-nucleotide messenger RNA. RefSeq lists its product as uncharacterized. The record is from RefSeq and is a predicted model, not a curated record. NCBI's taxonomy places the organism in Eukaryota, Metazoa, Arthropoda, Arachnida, Araneae, Theridiidae.